AUGAAUUCUGUUGCUCAUUUUAAUGUGAUCAAUGUAGUUCCGGAUCAGGAACUAUUAGCAUUGAGUAAUUGGGAUAUGAAUCCAGUUCUAUCGUCAACCGCGAGUAAAAAUACAGCGGGAGAAAAGUAUAGUAAUUGGGAUACAAAUCGAAUUUCAUCGACUAUCGUGACGGAUACAAAUAAACAGCAUGAUCCGUAUAGCAACUGGAAUAUAAAUCGAGUGACAUCGGCGACCAUAACACAUACAAAUAGACACCAUGAUCAGUAUAGCAAUUGUGAUCUUAAUCGAGUUCCGUCGGCGACGGUGACUAGAGCAAAAUAUGCAGCCAUCAAUGAAGGAAAUGGAAUAUCGAACAAAGUAAAAUUUGGACCUCAUGCCUACAAGGUACUAUUGGUGAGCUUGGUUGUUGGAGUUCUGGUUGCUGGUAUUCCACUUUCGAUAACGCUCACUUUUUAUAUACAAGAUCAGUCGAAAACAAGCAUAACGACAAUUACAUCAACGACCACUACUACAGAUACUACUACAACUACAACUACUACAACUGCAUCAACUACUACGACUACAACUACAUCAACUACUACGACUACAACUACAUCAACUACUACGACUACAACUACAUCAACUACUACGACUACAACUACAUCAACUACUACGACCACAACUACAACAACAACAAUCACUACGACUUCUACCACAUCAACAACUUACACCAGUAAACAUCAUGCUUUCAGUUUAAUAUUAAUUCAUCUGUAA
This is a messenger RNA of Rotaria sp. Silwood2, 753 nucleotides long. NCBI's taxonomy places the organism in Eukaryota, Metazoa, Rotifera, Eurotatoria, Philodinida, Philodinidae. The record is from the annotation of a GenBank genome assembly.